Zootoca vivipara (common lizard) is the source of this 1310-nucleotide messenger RNA. It is a transcript of the gene TFAM, whose product is annotated as transcription factor A, mitochondrial. Gene Ontology annotation, biological process: regulation of transcription by RNA polymerase II. The record is from RefSeq and is a predicted model, not a curated record. NCBI's taxonomy places the organism in Eukaryota, Metazoa, Chordata, Lepidosauria, Squamata, Lacertidae.
UCGGCUGCCCACAAUGCCCCGCGCCAGUGGCGCGCGAUGGUUCUGAGGCUCGAGGGCUGAGGGGAGUCGAGCGGAGGCGGCGCUACUAUGGCGGCGGCGCUGCUGUCCCGCGUGUGGUCGUCUUCUGUUUCUGGGCCGCGUUAUUUUCUCAGGUGCAGUGCUACCGGUACUUGUUCAGUAGAGAAAUGGUUUUCAAAAGAAAGUAGUUCAGAUAACCGUCCAAAGCACCCACUGACAGCAUACAUUCGAUUUUAUAAAGAACAGCAACCCUUUUAUAAGAAACAACAUCCAGGCAUAGGUGUUGUGGACAUCACAAAAAAGAUAGCACACGCUUGGAGGGAGCUGCCAGCAUCUGACAAACAACCAUAUGAAGCAGCCGCCAAGACUGACAGACAGAUCUACAAAGAACAAAUGAUCAAAUACAAAGCACAACUAACUCCUGCCCAGGAGGCAGCUUUGAAAGAGGAAAGGAGGAGGAGAGUGGAAAAAAGAAGAGCAGCAAGAAAAAAGAGGCAACUAACAAUGCUUGGAAAACCUAAAAGACCUCGGAGUGCCUUCAACAUUUUUAUGUCUGAACACUUUCAAGAAGCUAAAGGAAUCUUAAUUCAGGCAAAGAUGAAAAAUUUAUUUGAAGAAUGGCAAAAAAUAAGCAGUUCCCAAAAGAAGACAUAUCAGCAACUUGCUGAGGAUGAUAAGAUCCGUUAUGAAAAUGAAAUGAAAUCAUGGGAGGAGCAAAUGAAAGAAAUUGGACGCGAAGAUCUUAUACGUUAUAAAAACAGAAGGAAACUAUCAACAAGAAAGAAAACUAAAAAAAAAGUUGCUUCAGAAAAGAGGGCUACAUCGUUAAAGAAGCCUUCGGGAAGCAAAGUUGCCUCAGCUGCAACGAAAAAGAAAGUUAAGGCAAGGCAGUCUGAGGAGUAAGUUGGAAAAUACUUGGAUUUCGUCAUUUCUGAUUGCAAGUGGAAAGAGACUGAAGUGAAGUCUUAUCAUUAAAGGAAAGACUCCCAAAUCAAAGGUUAGACUUAUUUUGGAAACUGUCAAGUAAGUAGAGUGAAUCAAGAUUGAGAGAAUUUAAGCAGUGAUUAAUCACGAGAGAAGAGGUGCUUAUCCCCAAAUGUGUAAAUAAGCAUUCUCUUAUAAUUUUUUGCAGAUUCUGUGAUCUGUAUAAAUUCAUAAUGUCUAGUCGCUUAUUAGAAAUAGAAAUUUAAUGUAGGCUGCAAGUUUAUUUUGUGUGUAAAUGCAUGUAAUCACUGGAGAAAGCAUGUAUAUUUGCUGAUUUCAGCCUUGUAAUUAAAGAACUACUGAACUUA